Calypte anna (Anna's hummingbird) is the source of this 5535-nucleotide messenger RNA. RefSeq names its product chromosome 26 C6orf89 homolog (gene C26H6orf89). The record is from RefSeq and is a predicted model, not a curated record. NCBI's taxonomy places the organism in Eukaryota, Metazoa, Chordata, Aves, Apodiformes, Trochilidae. The coding region runs from base 98 to 1066 and encodes 322 amino acids. The transcript is spliced from 8 exons. Gene Ontology annotation, cellular component: Golgi membrane; nucleolus.
UCGGUUCCGCCUCCAUCGCGGGCGGGAGGAGCCCGGUCCGGGCUCUGCGGAGCGGGGCAGCCGCCGGGCGGUGCCGGGGGAUUCUUCCUGGGAGGCCAUGGAGCUUUCAGCCAGUGAGCUCAGCAUUUAUGACAAGCUCUCAGAGACCAUUGAUCUGGUGAGGCAGACUGGCCACCAGUGUGGGAUGUCAGAAAAAGCCAUUGAGAAGUUCAUCAGGCAGCUCUUGGAAAGGAAUGAACCCCAAAGGGGGCCUCCACGGUACCCAGUCUUGGUGGCUCUCUACAAGGGCCUGCUCACCCUGGGCUUGGUUUUGCUGACAGUUUACUUCAUGAUCCAGCCCUACAGCCCACUGCCACCUGAAGCUCCACUCUCCAGAGCCCACGCCUGGGGCUCCCUCAUCGGUCACAUCCGGCUGCUCUCUCUGCCCAUUGCCAAGAAGUACAUGCUGGAGAAAUGCCAGGACUGGUGGGCAGCAGGUUGCAGACAGAACACUUCUACACUUCCUGCAAACUGCACAGUCUGUUCUGCUGUGAAAAGCCUUCAGAUGGUGACAGACUUUGGAGAACUAUCAGAAAAGCUCCAGAGGUCUCAGCCUUUCCUGAUCAAGACAGGGCAGCAUCUUUCCUAUGAAGAACUGAAGCAUUUUCAGUCCCAGGACCCAGACCUAGCAGAGGUUAUAAUAGAAGAAAAUUCAGCUGAAUUGUGGAGCUGCCCAUUUUUCUUUCCCUGGAACAAAUCUGUGAAUAAAACUCGGAUUCUGCAGGAAUUUUUCCCCACUUCAUCUUUGCUCUCCUUCCCCAAGACAGUUUCCCUGGAGAGCUGCUUCCUCAUCCGACACCCAGAUUUGGGGAAUAAGAGCUACAGUUUGCACAGCCUCUUUGCUGUUGGAAGUGGACAGCUCACCCUGACUGUUGUACCUCUGGAGAAGUGCAGAGGACACUGUGAGAUGUUCAAGGUGGAGCUGGAAGCUGGAGAUUUGGGUUUUGCCAGCCCAGAUUACUGGAGGAUGAGCUUCAUGGCCAAAGGGACAGAGCCAGCAGUGGUUUGUGAUGGAGCUGCUGAGUAAGGACAGUGGGGUGGGAAAUGACCAAGACAAAGCAACAUCUUCUUCAUGGGGCACCUGGGGCAGGCAGCUUUGCCACCCUGCAUGUUUACAGUGUUUUAAAAUGACUGUUUUUUCCUGACCCUCGAGGUAAUUCUUUGCCUUUCCUCAAAUGUAUUCUGGGAGAAGCUCAAGCUGUUUGUGACCUUCCUUAUCCCCUCAGGUAAGCCCUAGGUUUGCAGCAAGGCUUUUCAGAGGGAUUUCUCUGGAUGAAAUUCACCUUGUGUCCUUUGUGGAUUAUGGCACUUCUGAAACUACCUGGGGAGUUUGGGAGUGGAGGGGGUGUGUGACAUUUCUGUGUACAUUCCUCCUGAGGAGGAAGCUUUGGGCCUGUCUUGUCAGGCCAGCUUUGUAAAGGGAACAAAUUGGUGAUGUGUCCAAACUCCACCCCACCUCUCCACCACAUCCAUAGCUGUGUGCCUCAGCUGUGUGCCUCACAAAACCAACCUUGUCUUUGUGCUCCAUGGAAAGGUGCAGAACCUCACCCACUGCAUCAUUCCUGUACCAAAAGGAUCAGUUCAGGCCUCUUCUUUGUGUCUUGUAAUCCCUCUUCUGCAGUUCUCCACCUGAAGGAUGUGAGUGAGUCAAACAGUAUCUGUGCUUUUUUUGCCUCACUUCCUUUCCUACAAAAAUCCAAGUUUCAGUGGUGGUGCAGUUCUGGAUGGAGAUGUGAGAGUGCAGCAGUUCUGGAUGGAGAUGGGUCUUGAUGCAGAGGAACUUUGUACAACUUUUCACCUUCUCAUGGUGCACCCUAAAGACCAGGGCUGCACAAACAUCAUCAACUCCAUGCUCUGAGAGGUGCUGCCCCCUUUCCUGGUCCUGGGGACCUCAGGGAGCACCUGGGAAGCUUCUUCACCCCUGGCAUUUUAUUUUUUAUUUUAAUUUAUUUUAUUUUAAUUUUUUUUUUUUGCAUCAACUCUUUCCAGACCCAAAACUCUCUUCAGAAGGAACAUUGGUUUUUCCUGAGUCCUUUCCAAGUUGCCUUCCCAUGCUUCCUGUUGCUUGAGCUCUGCUUUCUCCAGUGCCCUGAGAGAGGCUCAGUUUCAGGGCUCGCAGGCUGCGGAUGCUGCCGUCCCUUCCAAGUCUGAUCCUUUGGGUCUGGUCCUGCUGUUGAAGAUGGUUUACAGAUGUCUCAGGCUGAACUCAUAGGCCAGGGCUGGGGUUCAGGACAUACUCUCACACUUGUUAAUAUGGAAUUGGGAGGGGUUUUGGUUACAAGCAAGUUAACUCUGUUCUCAGGAGCGAGAAGCUUUUCCUCCGUAAAUACUUUCGGUACACGUAAAAAAUGACAGCUUGGAAAAAUGUCUGUCCAGCCUUUGCUUCUGAGCAAGACCAGGAGAAUGAGAGCAAAACAUCAUCCUAAUCUUGUUAAGAUCUGACAAAAGCUGCCAAGUGGGAUGACCACGUCUGGCUCCUGUCCAAGGAUAAAGCAGAGGGACAGUUCCUGCUCCAAAGAAUUCAGUCUGAGGCCUUGACAUUACAAACAUUUCUAUGCAUAAUCUUUGUUUUUCUCCUGCAACCCCAGCACCCAUGUGAGUCUGUGUGCCUGGCCCUCAACACCUGACCAACACACACCAGCUCUUGGAGAACCAACAGGGGAGAGCAUGACUCUGUCAGGACAGAAAAGGACUAAUUUAAUUUGUAGCAAAAUAUUAAAGGGAAUUGGAUUAAUAAGGCUUCUGCUAGUAUGGUGAAUGCUUGGGGUGUGUUUUACACUCUGACACUACAUUCAGUCUUGUACAUGCCAAGAGUCACACACCACCCCUCUUCCUCUUCUUAAAGCCUGGGUCUUAGUUAAUGGAAAUUUGGGAGUUUGGUGAUGGCAGAAUUAGUGCCUCGUUGGUGACUGUUGCUGUUUACACUUGGGCAGCUGCUGAGGUCAGUUCAAAGGCUGACAAGGUUGCUGGGUUUGUACCUGAUCCCUUUCUGUGAAGGGUUUGGUGAGAGGUGCACAGGGAGGGAAGCUGCUGGACCCAUUCUCCCUGAGCCUGUGGGUGCACAGCCUGGUGAUGCUGCUGCUUCUAAGUGCCCUUGAAUGUAACUUGUAAAGAAAUUGGAGACAAUUCUCAAGUGUCUGUCUGAAAUACCUGUGUUCCCUGAGCCACUGUGGCUCACUGACUCCUUUGGGAAGAAGCUGAGAAAAUGGAUCUAUUUACCUGGUUAGAUCUGGGGGGAGGGGGGGAAGAACAGGGGCUCUAGAGUAGGUUUGUGCUUCUUUAGCAAAAGUUCUCAUGUAUUGCUUCUCUCCUCCACAAAGAGUUGCAGCUGGUUGGACAGAAGAUGGUGAAUCUGGACUGUUUGCAGAGCAGCUUUCCAAGUGCACUUUAUGGUCUCUGCAUAAGUUUCCAGCACCGUGUCCAGGCAAUACCUUGCAUAUGUCCCAGCCUUGCUCCCUUUGGAGUUUACAUCAUUUGUUUUUAUACUUCUAGUAUAUUUUCUCUUCCUCUUCCCAAAAGCUGUAAGGAAUUAGCUGCUAAACUAAAACAGGAGGGCAAUUCUCCUGCUGAUAAAGAGCCAAUUUUGGCCCAGGCUGCUGAUGAGGGCUGAGCCCCAGUCUGUAGCACGGCUUCUGGAGCAGCUUCUGUCUUCUGCUGCCAGAGAAGUAGUGCUGACACCUUCUGCAUCACACCCUGGGUGAGGAACUGGGAUGGAAAACUCAGAGGUGAGGCCAAAGUGACAAAAUUAGGAUGGCCAAAGGGAGGUGGUGACACCUCAGCCAAAUAGCUGCACGUGAGCCCUGGGUUGUGUUCCUCAUCCAGGGCUCACGGAGCCCUUGGAACAAGUACAGGAGGAUGGGGCUUCCCUAGAGAGCCUGGUGGCUCCUGGUGAUCUGCUGAGGCUGAACUGGGGGGAAAUGUGGCUAUAUCCUGGUGAUGGAUGUGAUGGGAUGAGUGGCAGAGGAUGUGUCCCACCAUGAUCUCCUUCACCUCCAGGUUCACUUCAGCACUUGUGUAUCCCUAAGCCAAGAUGAUGCUUUGGACAAUCCCCCACUCACCAUCCAUGUACACAUCCCAGCUUUUGAAAAUCUCUUUGUGUGCUUCAGAACCUUUUGUCUGUCAGCUGAGGGAUGGACUCCUGCUCACCCACCAGCCCAGAAGCUGCAAAGCUGCUCUGAAACCACAGCAGUGAGGUGCAGAAAUGGGUGCUACCCCAGAGCCCAGGGGACAGAGAGGCACAGGAGGUCAUUUCUUUCCUUGUCAGGCUGGAAAAAUGGGCUGCCAGGCUCAGCUGGGCAGGAGGAUCCUGGUUUAAAGCUGGUUUCCAAAAGCAGAGCUCAUUAACCAUUGCUCCCAAUCAGUCCUGAACUCAGGGUAACUGAAAGGAGGAGAAAGAAGUAUUAUUAUUUACUUCAGUACCAGGAAAUUAGCAUUCCCUACAGGAGCCAAGCUGCCAGUUUCUGUGGUAUGGUUUUUGUUGUUUUGUUUUUAAUUUUUAGCAUUUUUUUUCCUUCCAUUCUUUUUGCUGUUUUGUUUUUUUUUCCCCACUGGCAUCACAUUCAUGAAUUCCCCCAAGGAGACUCUCCAGAUCCCAGCCUCGAGCUCCUUUGGAAACACCCUUGGAGAGCUUUCUAGGGUUGAAUUUCCUGGGAUCCUGGAACCUUUCUUUAGCUUCUCCUGCUGAGUUCUCCUGCUGGAAUGCUCUGGCUGGGCUGGAUCAAAGCACCUCCCUUCCCUCCUGGCUCCCAGCAUGGGAACACCCCGAGCAGGAGGAGGUGAUGAGCAGGAGAAUAUCUCCUCAUUGGAGAGAUGUGCUCCAAAAAUUCCAACACCUCAAAGAUGAUCCUCUUGCCUUUAAACCCUCCUGUGUUCCCAACUGCUCUGAGGAGUGAAUUUCCAGGAUUUGCCCAAUCCCAGGCUCAUGGAUUCAGCCCCAAGGGACUCUGAGGCCAUUUCAGUGGGGGGUGCACAAAGAGUUUUUGCUGCCUGCAAACCAAACUUCCUCCUCUUUGUAAAUUUGCUAUGUGGAACUCUGUAUAUUCCCCUCUUCAGGAAACUCCUCCUUGUAAAGGACAGAUUUACUGUCCUGCUGAGUUAAACCAAGGGAGAUGCUGGGACUUCCCUCUUUGCUUUGGAGACUCAAACAAAGUGACAGGUGAUUUAUUUUGAACAUUUUCUCUGGGGGGGGAAGGGAGGCAUCUCCUAAAGGCUCAGGGGUGCUGGGAAGUCAGGCUAUAUAUGCAUAUAUAUUCUGCUCUAUAUGCAUAAAGACUGUUUCAGUGCUGAACACUAUAAAUCCAGUGGUGGAUGAAAAAAAGAAAAGAAUGUAAAUAUGCACUUAAUGCAGAAUUUUAUGGACAGUCAUAAUUUAAUAUAUUGCAAACUUUGUAAAUACUUGGGGAAAGCCUGUAAAGUGUGUAAAUAAAUGAGAUUUGUAUGUAAGAAGAGAAAACCAAAAGUUUUUACUUUUUGCAAUUAAAUACAAGUGUUAAUGCA